AUGAAUGAGGCAGGAGGACCUGUGGCUGUGUGGGGAGAUGCACAGGCAGGAAGUGAGGUGGGGAGCUCGGCUGAGGGCUGUACAGAGGCACCUCGCAGGGUGCCCAAGCCGCCGGGCCUGCUCCACACGGGGCUGAGGAGGGGCCACCACACGCGGGUCUUUGGCCUACCUGCGGCUUCGCAGGAUGGGGCCACAGGUGCCCUCAGCCCCUCCUGCCCUCUGGGUCCUCGGGUGCCUUGCCCUGUCCCUCUGGCUUUGGACACUGUGCACGGCCUGCCACAGCGGGUGCAGAGGCAGCGGGCCAGGCCCCAGGGCGGUGUGAUGCCAGCGGAAGCGUCACUGCUGAGACGACACCACUUCUGCACCCUCAGCAAGUCGGACACCAGACUGCACGAGCUGCACCAGGGCCCUGGCGGCUGCAGAGCUCUGCGGCCUGCCAGCAUGGAUAUCCUGCACCCACAAUGGCUGGAGGUGUCCAGAGGCACCAGCAGGCUUAUGGCAGCCUUCUCACACCGGGAACUGCACCAGGCAAUGCCUGUUGCCACCUCACCCUCCAUCUGCCCCGAGGCCACUUACUCCAAUGUGGGGCUGGCUGCAAUCCCCAGGGCCAGCCUGGCAGUCAGCCCUGUGGUGUGGGCAGGGGCACAGCUAACCAGCAGCUGUACCAGGCCUGGGCCUGAGGCCAGACCUGAGGUGGCUGAGUAUGCUUGUAUCCAGAAGCUCAAGGAAACAGAUCAGGGCCCCCAAAGCCUGGGGCAGGGGAAGGCCGAGCUGAACCCAGCUGUUCAGGUGGACAUCCUGUACUCCAGAGUCAGGAAGCCUAAAAAGAGGGACCCAGGACCUGCCACAGACCAGUUGGACCUCAAGGGCAGGGGAGUAAUUGUGCCUCUGGGAAGUGACCAGUCCUACGAGACCCUCCCACUCAGGGACCUGGGGAAGGAUGAUGGCCUCCUGGAAAAUGUGUAUGAGAGUAUCCAGGACAUGCCCCUUCCCCCCAGCACCUGGAGCCCUCCUGCUCUAGCUGUUAGCAUGAGUGCACCUAUGCAGGCUUCCCCAGCCUCAACCUAGGGAGGGGUCUCCAACUCCCCAUCUGUGUUGAACAACCAAGUACAGAGUUCCUCCUUCCAGAGUAGUGCCCAGCCCCCAUUCCCUAUCCCCGCCCCGAAGUUGGCCGCACAAAGUCCAGAUCCCAAGGCUUCCAGCCUGUGAGGUCCCUGGGGGUCCUGGCUGCCAUGGCCUCUUGGCCUCUCCCUCCCAAGGUCUUAAUAAAUCCCCAGCACAGGGAGGAUGGAUACA
Callorhinus ursinus (northern fur seal) is the source of this 1296-nucleotide messenger RNA. The record is from RefSeq and is a predicted model, not a curated record. Lineage: Eukaryota; Metazoa; Chordata; Mammalia; Carnivora; Otariidae.